GGAGCCUACCAAAUAACAUUUUCACUUUUCACUGCUGGCAAUGCUCUAAUAAGCUGAAAGCCAAACACCGUAAAACCAUAAUAAUAAUACGACUGCACAAUUGGCUUCGGGUUUAAUGUAGAGAAACAACAUUGCGCUAUUAUGUAUCAAAAUAUGGUUUAUUUAUUUUUUUUAAACCUGGAAAAAAUGAAGCUUCUCUUUGUUUCGCCUUUAUUAUUCUGGUGUUUUCUCGGCCAUGGAGCAUCUGGUGUUGAUAUUGAUGAAGUGUCAGCGAUGGAGGGAGAUUCAGUCACUCUAUACACUGAUGUUAAGACAAACCAACAAGAGAGAAUCAAAUGGUAUUUUAAUGACAUUCUCAUCGCUGAAAUCACUGGAGAUCAGAGUAAGAUCUGUACAGAUGAUCAGUGUGAUGAGAGAUUCAGAGACAGACUGAAGCUGGAUCAUCAGACUGGAUCUCUGACCAUCACAAACAUCACAAACACAGACUCUGGAGAAUAUAAAUUACUGAUACAUAGCAGCAACAUGGACAGUGAAAAUAUCUUUAGUGUUGCUGUUCAUGGUGUUUCUGCUGCUCAACGAGAUAAAAUGAAGAGAAAGUCAAUGAAGGAGGGAGAAUCUGUCACUUUAGAUUCUGAUGCAGUAAAAAACCCAAAUGAUUUACAGAUGUGGUAUUUUAAUGACACUCGCAUCGCUCAAAUCAGUGGAGAUCCCAAUAAGACCUGCACAGAUGUUGAGUGUAAUGAAGGAACUGAGAGAUUCAGAGACAGACUGAAGCUGGAUCAUCAGACUGGAUCUCUGACCAUCACAAACAUCACAAACACAGACUCUGGACUUUAUGAACUACAGAUCAUCAGCAGCAGAUUCAGCAUCAUAAAGACAUACAACGUUAGUGUCACUGCUGUUUCAGGUUCAUCUGCUGCUGUAGCUGCUGUUGUUGUUUCUGUUCUGCUGGUUGCAGCUGCUGGUGUCAUUUACUGUUACUGCUGGAGCUCUAAUCAAGCAAGACAAAAUGGAAAAAGGAGGCAGCGCAAUGAUCAUGAACUGGGGCAUGUCGUUGAAGAGAAACCUGCGAGAACGCAGGAGGAGGGUGUCGUUGAAGAGAAACCCGCGAGAACGCAGGAGCGUGUCAUUCCAGAGAAACCCAUGAGCAUGCAGGAGCUUGACGUUGAAGAGAAACUCGCGAGCACACAGGAGCUUGACGUUGAAGAGAAACUCGCGAGCACCCAGGAGCUUGACGUUGAAGAGAAACUCGCGAGGACCCAGGUGCGGGACGUUGAAGAGAAACCCGUGAGCACCCAGGAGGGUGACGAAGAGUAGUCCGCGAGCAUGCAGAGGGAUGCCGACGGGAUAACAACCUCCACCCUCCCAACCACCACCAGGAUGGUCC
Molecule: messenger RNA, 1387 nt
Organism: Carassius auratus (goldfish)
Lineage: Eukaryota; Metazoa; Chordata; Actinopteri; Cypriniformes; Cyprinidae
Exons: 7
Coding region: 142-1317 (391 amino acids)
Source: RefSeq, a predicted model, not a curated record